Messenger RNA from Macrosteles quadrilineatus (aster leafhopper), 5102 nucleotides. It is a transcript of the gene alpha-Man-IIb, whose product is annotated as alpha-mannosidase 2. Gene Ontology annotation, molecular function: carbohydrate binding; alpha-mannosidase activity. The transcript has 8 exons. Gene Ontology annotation, biological process: mannose metabolic process; protein deglycosylation; N-glycan processing. The coding region runs from base 304 to 3732 and encodes 1142 amino acids. The record is from RefSeq and is a predicted model, not a curated record. Gene Ontology annotation, cellular component: Golgi membrane. NCBI's taxonomy places the organism in Eukaryota, Metazoa, Arthropoda, Insecta, Hemiptera, Cicadellidae.
UGUGUUCGCGUUGUUGUAGGUCGUGUCUCGUUAAUUUACCUUUGUGAGCCAAAUUACUUUUAAUAUUAGUGUUCUAGUGGUUGUGAUCAGUGCAAAACAUGUGGAAGUGAUAGUUUGUGAAAGGAUACCUUGCUAUAUGGUGACAACGUCUUGGAAAUAUAUUGAAAGGAUACAAUUUGGAUAGCUGCUGCUAAUUUUGAUUUACCCUUCAGAGACAAAUAUCUUUGAGGAUAACUCACCUCUUUACUGAUCAGAUGCGGCCCCAGUCCUGAGAGCCCGCCAUGUAACUGAGUGUCAUGGGUCAUGUUUAACAUGCUGAGGCGCGGCCCACCCCGCUUCAUCGCCGCCAGCGCAGUGCUGCUCACGGUGCUGCUAUGCAUCUACUACGUCAGCUUCAGCGCGGCCCCCGGGCUCGAGGUGCUGACGGAGGCCAAGCGAGACGCGCUGAGGCAGGAGACCAACGAGGUCCAGGAGAUGCCUCAGGAACCGAGGCUGCGCCAGGAACCUCCUCAAACGCCGGAGCCUGAGGCGUACAGUGUCGUGUCCUCGGAGACCUGCGGCCUCACCUACAUGGCUGAGACGGACGUCGACACCGUGGAGCAGUUCCAGAAAUUUGACUUCCAGCCCUACUGGAUGAAGAGCCGGGAGUACUGGGAUAGCAACUUUGAAGACAGAUACAAGUCCAGGAAGUCCGAAUGGGCUAAGAUUCCUCUAAAGGUUAUCCUGGUUCCUCACUCGCACAACGACCCGGGAUGGCUCAAGACGUACGAGAGCUACUACCACUUCCAGACCCGCAACAUCCUCAACCACAUGGCCAACAAGCUGACGCUGCUGAAGAACAUGACCUUCAUCUGGUCAGAGGUGUCGUUCCUCGCACGCUGGUGGGAAAGUGCUCACCCCACCAAGAAACAGAUGGUACAGAAGCUGUUACAAGAGGGGAGGCUAGAGAUUACUACUGGAGGAUGGGUCAUGACUGAUGAAGCUACAUCACAUGUGUAUGCCAUGGUGGACCAACUCAUUGAAGGUCAUCAGUGGGUGAGGAACAAUCUCGGCAUCACCCCGAGCUCCGGCUGGUCUAUCGAUCCGUUCGGCCACGGCUCAACAGUCCCAUACCUCCUGAAGGCCUCUGGUUUCUCUAGCGGGGCAGUCAUCCAGCGGAUCCACUACGCGUGGAAGCAGUGGCUCGCGGAGAAGCAGAUGGGGGACUUCCUCUGGAGACAGAACUGGGACGGAGACGGUCACAGCGACAUCCUCGUCCACAACCAACCCUUCGACAUCUACUCCAUCAAACACUCCUGUGGACCCCACCCCCAAGUGUGCCUCAACUUUGACUUCCGGAAGAUAUCCGGUGAAUAUACAGAGUUCUCUCUGACUGCAGUGCCUAUAGACAAUGAGAAUGUGAAACAGAAAGCGGAACUGCUUCUAGAACAGUACGGUAGGACGGGAUCGCUGUUUCCCCACAACGUUGUGCUGAUGCCGAUCGGUGACGACUUCAGAUACGACCACGACAUCGAGUGGGAUCAGCAGUAUCGAAAUUAUAAGAAGAUUAUUGAGUAUAUAAAUCAGCAUAAGGAGUAUAAUGCGGAAAUCAGUUUUGGGACGCCCAAAGACUACUUUUUGGCUGUGAAAGAACGCAUGAGGGAUUUCAAAACUAUUAGGGGAGACUUUUUUGUCUACAGUGAUAUCUUUUCUGAAGGCAGACCCGCUUACUGGAGUGGUUAUUUUACUACUAGACCUUAUUGGAAAAUACUCGAUCGAGAGUUGGAAGCGAAUUUGAGAUCUGCUGAAAUUUUGUACACGUUUGCUCUGAACUAUGCGAGACAUCAGGGUUUCAAUAGUACGUUGAAGGUUUUAGAACGAGAUUACGAAAAGUUGACUCGGGCGAGGCAGAAUUUAGCGUUGUUUCAACACCAUGAUGCGAUCACAGGCACUUCCAAGUCGUUUGUAAUGCAUGACUACGCGCUGAAGAUGUAUGAAGGUAUACAGGAAUCUGUGUUUGUGCAAGGUUAUUCAGCGCAGACUUUGCUGACAAUGAAGGAAAGUGCGGGUCAGCUUCAGGUGCCUCCGUCAGCAAGGCUAAUAGUUCCAGAUACGGAUAGAGAAUCUUAUGAGAAACUACCCAGAAAGAUACCUCUCCUUAUAAAAAAAGGGGAGUUCAAGAAAAUCGUGCUUUUUAAUUCUUUAGCUCAGCAUAGACAAGACAUUGUUAAGCUGCAUAUUUUAUCUCCUAAAGUAAAUGUCGUAGACUCUGAUGGGAAUCCAGUUUUAUAUCAAAUCAACCCUGUUUGGAAUAUGACAAACAAAUUAGCAAGGAACAAAAGACAAGAUGAUUCUUCAGAGAACAAUAUGAGGCUUUCAAAAACUCAGUUUGAACUUAUGUUUGUCGCUGAUUUGCCUCCAUUGUCACUCACUACUUACAUUAUUGAAUACUCAACGGAGAAAAACUUUGAAUUUAGGUCUGUGAUAUAUUGUCAAUUGUGUAAAAAGCACACUGAAUUUGAUGUGAAACCAAUGCAAGUAGGUGAUAUACAAUUGGAAAACCACGCUUUGAAAUUGCUUUUGGACGGUAGAUCGGGUUUCCUCAAAGCUAUUACGAAAAAGUCUACAAAUCAGACAACUCAAGCUGCAAUUUCAUUCGCAGCAUACAUGUCAGCCCAGUUCCAUUCUGGCGCUUAUCUUUUCAAGCCUGAUCCAAACCUGCAAGAAACCGAGAAAGAAAUUUUAGACGACUACCCAGGACAGAAAAUUAUCAUAACCUCUGGCCCAGUGUCUUCUGAGAUAACUGUGAUAUACGGAAAUUUCCUUGCUCACUCUGUAAGAAUAUAUCACAAACCAGGUCCCUUGAGUCAAGGGGUUUACAUAGAGAAUCUCAUAGACUUUGAAGCUCCCCCGAAGAAUAGAGAAACAGAAUUGUUCAUGAGGGUGAUAAGUGAUAUUAGCAACGGCGAUCCGCCGGAGUUCUACUCAGAUCUGAACGGUUUCCAGAUGCAGAGGAGGAUCAAGGUGAAGAGAAUUGGUAUUGAGGGUAAUUACUUCCCGUUGACUUCUAUGGCCUACAUGGAAGAUGCCAAGCACCGACUGAGUCUGUUGGUAAACCAUGCACAGGGAGCUGCGUCCUGGCAAACAGGAUGGCUCGAGGUGAUGCUGGACAGAAGAACACUCUACGACGACUCGAGAGGAAUGGGCGAAGGUGUGGUCGACAAUAAAAGAACACUCACCAAGUUUUGGCUACUCUUGGAAAACACUCACGAAUCCAACGAGUACUCCAAACCUAGUUUGUUAGCGAAUUACCUAUCCCUAGGUUUACUUUAUCCCCCGAACGUUUUCAUUUUCGAACCGCAGUCAACCGACGAUACAGGUAAGACAAAGUUGAACUUUCACUCUAAAGUGGGACUUUUAUCGAAGCCACUGCCUUGUGAUGUGCAUUUAAUGAACUUUAGGACUUUGGCUGACCCGGCCUUCACCCAGUUUCCUUCUGAAUCCGCUCUCCUACUCCUCCAUCGGCAAGGGUUUGCGUGUUCCGUGGCGACCGAUGUCUCCAUCCCCAAGUGCGGGGUGCAGUUGUCCUCGAGUGCGUUUUAUCCUAGAACGUUUUUCACAGGGCUGAAGACCAAGAGUAUAGUGCAAACGUCGUUGACAGGGUUACAUAAGAUUAGUAAUGUUAAGUCCUUUGACAAUAUCAGUGUACAGGCGAUGGACAUAGUUACAGUUAAUGUUACAUUUAGCCAUUGAUGUUACUUUAUUUUAUGUAUAGUAAUUUUUUAUAUCCAAGAUGGAAAGUUUGAUCGAUAAAUGUGAAUCUGACUUUUUUAAUUAGUUUAGUAUGUAUGCAAGGUAUAUUAUGAUUUCAUUUGUUUAACACUUUACCGAAAGAUCUGAAAAACAUUUACUAAUUAGCUUUUCUAUUUGGAUGCGACGGGUUUUAUAUUUCAGACGAAUCAAUACUUUUAUUGGGCAUUUUUUUUACUUAUUUAUUAGUUUUUUAGAGCUAGGUUAAUUUAAAUUCAGUAAGAAAAUAUUGUUCUCUAGUUUUAAAAAAUGUGUUUUUUUACCACUAACGUAAAGGCUAUUUUGAAUUUCUGUCUGAAGUUAAUAUUGUUGUUAUUAAUUGGAAAAAGGUAACCCAUCUUGGAUCAAUUUGUUUUAUCGAUAUAAUUUUUAGGUAAAUGAUGAAGUUUGUUACCGACUUUGCCGACUGACUUCAUGUACAAACAGUUGUAAAUAAUGUAAAAUAUAUACAUAUUGUAAAUACCUUAUCGGUCACUUAUAAGCGUUACUUUAAAGUAAGUAUUUUUGGACUCGUAUAUAAAUUAUAUUUUCAUGGUGAACAAAGUGAACAAUUUGAACAAACAUGUAUAUAACUAUCCUAAAAAUGUUUAGUGUUUUUAUUUUAUAUAAUUUUUUUAUAUAAAUGUUUUUAUAGUUUUUUCCAAGUCUGAUUUUAAUAUUGGUGUUUUGAUUUUUUAAAUGUGCAUGUGUCUUCCAAAAUAAAAAUAAAAUCGGUUAGAAAUAAUUAUUUUAAAAGUCUGCUUGUUUUCUGUAACGAAUCUCUAUUUUUAGAUAACCGAUAUACGUUUUAAUCUUUGUUGGUUAAAGUAAAAAUACUUUGUUUGUUACAUUUAAGUAUUUAUCAGCUGUAACAGCAAGCUAUGUUCAUUGAUUUAUACUCAUUAAUAUCCUUGAUAUUGUUUUUACACUUUAUACCUUUUACGUUUUUAACUUAAAUACUUAUACACCUCCUAAUAAUUUAAAGAUCUGAAUCUUGAUAAUACUCUAGUUAUCUUUUAAGAUCAAAUAAUGUAUUUUUGUAUUAUUACUGCUUUAGUGUACAUUUUUAAUUUAACUUGUUAACUAAAACUAGUUGUGUUAUUAGUACGUAUAGGCAUUGUAUAGGGUAGUUAUAUAUGUAAUAAAGAUGUUAAAAUGAUGUAUUGCUAUUACAAAUAAAUAACGUACUUGUGUUAUAACUACUAAUAAUUCCAAUUUAUUAUGGGAGCUAAUUUCCUAAUAAAAAUUAGUUACUAUCCGAUUAUUUUUUAUAUGCUAAUUAAACUGUAAUAUGUUUUUAAUGUAUACGUUUUUAUUUAGGCCUACACAUUAAA